Ipomoea triloba (trilobed morning glory) is the source of this 1036-nucleotide messenger RNA. RefSeq lists its product as uncharacterized. The transcript has 2 exons. The coding region runs from base 35 to 814 and encodes 259 amino acids. The record is from RefSeq and is a predicted model, not a curated record. Lineage: Eukaryota; Viridiplantae; Streptophyta; Magnoliopsida; Solanales; Convolvulaceae.
CUGGCGCAGCUCUUUUCUCCGUCUUCAUAUUCAAAUGAGCACUAGAGCUUCUAAUAAUAUAUAUCUCUAUAUAUGCAUAUACGCCUUGUAUAUGCCGAUUGCGUUGGGGGCGAACAGUUCCGAGGAUCGUCGGGCCGUAUUGCCGGAAUUCGUCGCCGGAAUGACGCGUAUUCCGAUGCACAAAUCGCCAGAGUUCUCCGUCGGAGGACAGCGUGGGGAGGCCAUUGUGGAGAACGAUGAUGGCGGCAGUUCUUUGUCGUCCUCUUCGUCUAUUGGGAGGAACAGCGACGAGUCUGCAGCCGGUGGUGAUGCUGACGGCGAUGGUGCGGAAGUGCAGAGCUCGGCGAAAGAUGGUGCUCUCGGCAAUUUGGAGGACUUGGAGGAGGCUUUGCCGUUGAAGAGAGGUCUAUCAAAAUUCUAUGAUGGUAAAUCCAAAUCUUUUACCAGACUCUCAGAUAUAUCUUCAUGUUCCUCUCUCAAAGAUAUUGUCAAGCCAGAGAAUGCAUACUCAAGAAAACGCAAAAACUUGCUUGCUUUUAAUAAUCGCUUCGGCAUCAAUAGUAGUUACCAGCACAGUUGUGGGAUUUACAAGAAACCUACCAAUUCUACAAGCUCUCUUGCUGCAACUAUCAACUCAAAUCCAUCGUUGCCUGGUUUCUCUCUUCCUCCUCUGCCUUCUCGAAUACAAAGGUCUAGGAAUGAGUGCUCCUCAUCAACACCCGAACAGAAGAUCACAACAUGGCAAUCUUUAUCCUCGUCUGAUCUGCAAGGUGAUGCAGCUCCAAUUCCUAGCAUAACCAACAUAAAGGAAUAGAUAAGAUACAUUAAGUGUAGCUUAAUUUUCUGUCAUCUUAUUAACCUUAUUUCAUAUAAAUGUUCAUGGUGAUGGGAAUAUAUGUAAGCAGUGCUGUUGCUCCCUUUGGUUUUUGCUCAAUGGCAUUUUCAGUAUGUACUCAUCUAUAUAAAGUGUUUAACCUUUAGUUUUUCUGUUUUAGGUGCUCUAUAGUGCAUUAGACUUUACUUCUUUUUACCUCAA